This is a messenger RNA of Aspergillus calidoustus, 1950 nucleotides long. The record is from the annotation of a GenBank genome assembly. Lineage: Eukaryota; Fungi; Ascomycota; Eurotiomycetes; Eurotiales; Aspergillaceae.
AUGGUGUUGGCAAAAUCCAAAAACUCCGUGGGGCUCGGCCAGAGCCUCAUGAACGAUCGGUUCGGUAAAGGCAAGGCCUCGAGCAUGAAAAAGGCGUCGCAUAAUGCCGCCAUCGCACGCAAGGACAUGAAUGGCGAAACCUACAUUACCCCGGGCUCCAAGGAGGCAUCAUGGGUCAAAAUGCGCAGUAUCACGGAGCAGGCAGCCCUUGACGAGUUUUUGACGACUGCCGAACUUGCCGGUACCGAUUUCACGGCCGAGAAGAUGAACAACGUCCAGAUUAUCCAUACCGAUCAGAAGAAUCCUUACCUGCUUUCUGCCGCCGAAGAGAGAUCCGCUAUUCGGAAGCACAAGAAGAACAAGGGCCGACUUACGGUGCCGCGUCGCCCGCAUUGGGACCAGACAACGACCCGCAACGAAUUGGAUACUAUGGAGCGUGAGAGUUUCAUGGACUGGCGUCGGGGGCUCGCGGAACUGCAGGAAAACAACGACUUGCUGAUGACGCCCUUCGAACGGAACCUCGAAGUUUGGCGCCAGUUGUGGCGAGUUAUUGAACGGUCCGACAUCGUUGUGCAGAUUGUCGAUGCGCGGAACCCUCUGCUCUUCCGCAGCGAGGAUUUGGAACUUUACGUCAAGGAAAUCAACCCGAAGAAGCGCAAUCUGCUGCUCGUGAACAAGGCCGAUAUGCUGACGGAGAAACAACGAGAGAUGUGGGCGGACUACUUUGAGAAUAAUGGCAUUAGCUUCCGAUUCUUUUCCGCGCACCUGGCUAAGGAGAAAAACGAAGCGCGGCUGAAUGAGAGCGAGAGCGAGAGCGACGAGGAGUCGUUGGCGGAAGAGACGGAGGCGCUUGAUCUACAAGACGCCGGUGACAAGGAAGCAGACGGCGGCGUGGAACUCUCCAGCGAACCGGCAACCUCCAAGCGAACCAACAUCCUCGACGUCGAUGAGCUAGAAGAGCUGUUCCUCUCCAACGCCCCAGAAGUCCUUGAAGAGGAACCCAACGACGAAGAUGACGCUCCGAAGCCACCAAGAAAGACAAUCAUCGGCCUUGUCGGUUAUCCCAACGUCGGAAAGUCAAGCACAAUCAACGCUCUUCUCGGCGCCAAAAAGGUCUCCGUUUCCUCUACCCCUGGUAAAACCAAGCAUUUCCAAACCCUCUACCUCUCUCCCGAGAUUAUGCUCUGCGAUUGCCCCGGUCUCGUCUUCCCCAAUUUCGCCACAACAAAAGCCGAACUCGUCGUCAAUGGUGUCCUCCCGAUCGACCAGCAGCGUGAAUUUACUGGUCCCGCCGGCCUCGUCGCCCAACGUAUCCCCAAGCACUUCCUUGAGGACGUCUACGGCAUCACAAUCAACACACGCCCCGUCGAAGAAGGCGGCACAGGCAUCCCUACAGCGCACGACGUCCUCCGCGCCUAUGCGCGCGCCCGCGGGUUCGCAACAACAGGCCAGGGCCAACCCGAUGAAUCUCGCGCUGCUCGCUACGUCCUCAAGGACUACGUCAACGGCAAGCUCCUUUUCUGUCAUCCACCGCCACCGCUAGACGGCCCGGACGGCGAACCCAUCGACGAAGUCGAAUUCAACAAAGACCUCUACGAUUGGGAGCAUCUCCCACCCCGCCGCCAAGCCAUGCUCCUCGCCGCUCAACAAUCGCAAUCGUCUUCAAAGGCCCCCAUCGAAGGCCUGAAAUCUCGAACGGUCGACAAGGGCUUUUUCGGUCCCGGCGCGGAGUCCUCAGGCGGGAAACUCAACCUUCCCUUCAACGCUAAGUAUACCGAGCAAGGGAAGGAGAUCCGUAAACCGCUUACGGGACGAAAGGAGCGUAUUAUGGUUGCGCUGGAGCGCGGUGUCGAUGUUUCGGAGGUGAGAGGGAACUCGAAGAAGCAUUUCAAGGUUAAGCAUAAGAAUCAGAAGAAGGCGAGAAAGGGACCUGUUGAUGAUGACUACUGA